AAGGUCUCUAAGGUUUUUCCAAAGUUUCUCGUCUCUGCUGUGGAACGCCUGCACCGGCAGCAGGGUGUGGGGUGAGCUGUCGGGGCUUUGUGACGCAGGGCUGCCUUGUGCCCGGAGACCACUGUGACACGGCAGCCAGCCCCUCUGGCCAUGGGGGGAUUGCGGGAGCCCUGGGGUACCCAGUGCCAGGAGAGCAGCUCCCACAGGAGGCAGCAUCUCCCCUGGGUGCUUUGGCACGUCUCUGCCAGAGAAUACCAAAGACAGAGAUGGAGAACCUUGCCAAGAAUGCAAAUUCUCAGCUCCGCGAGGAGAACUUGGAGACAGGGCGCCAAGCGGGCAACACCCAGCCCCACGCAGCGCCUCCAGAGAGCCUGGGCCGGGCCUCGUCCCUCCAUGGCGACGGCCUGCCAGCGCUCCCCGGCCAACAGAGCUUGCAGGGCACCAGCAGCCGCCCAGCCAUUGUGCCAAGCAAGAUGGAGCCUGCGCAGGGGCUGGAGACCAGCUGCCAGGCCCACCCCAAGCUCAGGGCUUCUUGGAGCAAAGCCACCCUGCCAUGGCAGCAGCACUGCCUGGAGGAGGAGGAGCUCCCAGAGCAGACGGGCCAUGACCAUCUGGCCUCCCUGCCAUGGCAUGAUGGCAGAGCCGGGCAGGCAAACCCAGAACUGACAGGCCUGGAGGGACUGGAGGCCAUCUCCAGCCAGCAGAAGGUGCUGGAGUGGCUCGAAGCCUAUUUCGGCGCAACCACUACCUAUGCACUGGCCGCUCUGCCCUGGCAAGAGUCCUGGGUGCCGGCGCUGCAGGCAGGACCUCGCCUUUUGCCCGAACAGCCCCUUGGCCACACAUCUCCUUCUGCCACGGCUGCUCACAGCCUGGCGCGACGCCAGCCGUGCUCCCUGUUGGGCAGGCUGCUCGGGGCUGCGCGCAGGCUGUUCUUUGGCAGCCGUGUCCCACCAGAGCGGGAACAGCAGCGCCGGGCUCACAGUGACCCUGCUGAGCCUCAGCAGCGGCCGGCCGAGAGCGCGGUACAGGGAGGCCCCCCGGCCGUGGCUGCAGGGACAGCGCCUCAGCCAUUCGCCUGCCCCAGGCGCACCCUGCCCGACUGGGCUCACCCGCUCAUUCCUGUGACCAGCCUAUGA
This is a messenger RNA of Chiroxiphia lanceolata (lance-tailed manakin), 1136 nucleotides long. RefSeq lists its product as uncharacterized. Lineage: Eukaryota; Metazoa; Chordata; Aves; Passeriformes; Pipridae. The transcript is spliced from 3 exons. Bases 267 to 1136 code for a protein of 289 amino acids. The record is from RefSeq and is a predicted model, not a curated record.